Messenger RNA from Balaenoptera acutorostrata (minke whale), 6687 nucleotides. It is a transcript of the gene DGKI, whose product is annotated as diacylglycerol kinase iota. Gene Ontology annotation, cellular component: nucleus. Gene Ontology annotation, molecular function: ATP-dependent diacylglycerol kinase activity; protein binding. The transcript is spliced from 33 exons. Gene Ontology annotation, biological process: intracellular signal transduction; regulation of synaptic transmission, glutamatergic; diacylglycerol metabolic process. Bases 1 to 3174 code for a protein of 1057 amino acids. The record is from RefSeq and is a predicted model, not a curated record. NCBI's taxonomy places the organism in Eukaryota, Metazoa, Chordata, Mammalia, Artiodactyla, Balaenopteridae.
AUGGAUGCUGCGGGAAGGGGCUGCCAUUUGCCGCCUCUGCGAGCGGCGCGCAGACCUGUUCGCCCUCCGGCGGUGGCGGCCGCCGUCAGCGCUGUUCGUCUGUCCGGCUUCUGCAGCGGCGCCGCCUCGGCUCCCUCCGCGGCCGCCGGAGCGGUCGCCAUGAACCCCAGCUCCUCGGCGGCAGAGGAAAAGGGGGCAACGGGCGGCAGCAGCAGCAGCGGAAGCGGCGCCGGGAGCUGCUGCCUGGGCGCCGAGGGCGGUGCGGACCCGAGGGGCGCGGGGGCAGCGGCGGCGGCUGGGGCCGCUGCCCUGGAAGAGCCCGGGGCCGCCGGCCCGAACGAGAAGGACGAGGCGCUGGAGGAGAAGCUGCGGAACUUAACUUUCCGGAAGCAGGUCUCGUACAGGAAAGCAAUCUCCCGGGCGGGCCUGCAGCACCUGGCUCCUGCACAUCCCCUCAGCCUUCCUGUGGCAAACGGGCCAGCGAAGGAGCCCAGAGCGACUCUGGACUGGAGUGAAAAUGCCGUGAAUGGAGAGCACCUGUGGCUGGAGACCAACGUCUCGGGAGACCUGUGCUACCUGGGGGAGGAGAACUGCCAAGUCAGAUUUGCAAAAUCAGCUCUCAGGAGGAAGUGUGCGGUCUGUAAGAUCGUCGUCCACACCGCCUGCAUCGAACAGCUAGAAAAGAUUAAUUUCAGAUGUAAACCAACAUUUCGAGAAGGGGGCUCAAGAUCACCGAGAGAAAAUUUUGUGCGUCAUCACUGGGUACACAGGCGUCGGCAGGAGGGAAAAUGUAAGCAGUGUGGUAAGGGCUUCCAGCAGAAAUUCUCCUUCCACAGUAAAGAGAUUGUGGCUAUCAGCUGUUCCUGGUGCAAGCAGGCGUUUCACAAUAAGGUGACCUGCUUCAUGCUGCAUCAGAUUGAGGAACCCUGCUCCCUGGGGGCUCACGCCGCCGUUAUUGUCCCGCCCACCUGGAUCAUUAAGGUGAAGAAACCUCAGAACUCGCUGAAGGCUUCAAAUCGGAAGAAGAAGAGAACAAGCUUUAAAAGAAAAGCCAGUAAAAGAGGAACUGAAGAAAACAAAGGUCGUCCUUUUGUGAUAAAACCUAUCUCUUCUCCUCUCAUGAAACCCUUGCUUGUGUUUGUGAACCCCAAGAGUGGAGGCAACCAGGGAACCAAAGUCCUGCAGAUGUUCAUGUGGUACCUGAAUCCACGGCAAGUCUUUGAUCUUUCUCAGGAAGGGCCAAAAGAUGCGCUUGAAUUAUAUAGGAAAGUACCAAAUCUGCGGAUUCUGGCCUGUGGUGGGGAUGGAACGGUGGGCUGGAUCCUUUCCAUUCUGGAUGAACUGCAGCUGAGCCCUCAGCCUCCGGUUGGGGUCCUUCCUCUGGGGACUGGGAACGACCUGGCUCGAACUCUCAACUGGGGAGGGGGCUACACUGAUGAACCUGUUUCUAAGAUCCUUUGCCAAGUAGAAGAUGGGACAAUUGUACAGCUAGAUCGCUGGAACCUCCAUGUGGAAAGAAACCCAGACUUGCCUCCAGAAGAACUUGAAGAUGGCGUGUGUAAGCUUCCUCUGAAUGUUUUCAAUAAUUACUUCAGCCUCGGAUUUGAUGCCCACGUCACGCUGGAGUUCCAUGAAUCCAGAGAAGCAAAUCCAGAGAAAUUCAACAGUCGUUUUCGAAAUAAAAUGUUCUAUGCAGGGGCAGCUUUUUCUGAUUUCCUACAGAGAAGCUCUAGAGAUUUAUCCAAGCAUGUUAAAGUUGUCUGUGAUGGAACAGAUCUCACCCCAAAGAUUCAGGAACUGAAGUUCCAGUGUAUAGUAUUUUUAAAUAUACCCAGAUAUUGUGCUGGCACAAUGCCUUGGGGGAACCCAGGAGAUCACCAUGACUUUGAACCUCAGCGUCAUGAUGAUGGUUAUAUUGAAGUCAUUGGAUUCACCAUGGCCUCUCUGGCUGCCCUGCAAGUCGGGGGCCACGGAGAAAGGCUGCACCAGUGUCGGGAGGUCAUGCUGCUAACUUACAAAUCCAUCCCCAUGCAAGUGGAUGGAGAGCCCUGUAGGUUGGCCCCGGCUAUGAUUCGGAUCUCGCUGAGGAAUCAGGCCAACAUGGUACAGAAGAGCAAGAGGAGGACGUCCAUGCCUUUACUCAAUGAUCCCCAGUCUGUCCCAGACCGUCUGAGGAUCCGGGUGAACAAAAUCAGUUUACAAGACUAUGAAGGAUUCCACUAUGACAAAGAGAAACUCCGGGAAGCUUCCAUCCCUCUGGGUAUUCUAGUUGUGCGUGGAGACUGUGAUUUGGAGACUUGCCGUAUGUACAUAGAUCGCCUGCAGGAGGACCUGCAGUCAGUUUCUUCUGGCUUCCAGAGAGUUCAUUAUCAGGACCACGAAACCUCCUUCCCCAGGGCGCUCUCAGCUCAGAGACUCUCCCCACGGUGGUGCUUUCUAGAUGCUACUUCUGCUGAUCGCUUUUAUCGAAUAGACAGAUCUCAGGAACAUUUGCACUUUGUGAUGGAGAUUUCUCAAGAUGAGAUUUUUAUUCUGGACCCAGAUAUGGUGUUGUCACAGCAGGCAGGGACACCGCCAGGAAUGCCUGAUCUGGUGGUGGAGCAAGCCUCAGGAAUGACAGACUGGUGGAAUCCUGCCCUCCGGAAGCGCAUGCUGAGUGACAGCGGGCUGGGAAUGGUAACUCCGUUUUACGAAGACUCAGAUCUGAAAGAUUUCAGCCACUCCCGAGUGCUACAGUCACCAGUCUCUUCAGAAGAUCACGCAAUUUUGCAGGCAGUAAUAGCUGGUGAUCUUAUGAAGCUAAUAGAAAGCUAUAAAAAUGGAGGCAGCCUGCUAAUUCAGGGACCAGACCACUGUUCACUCCUUCACUACGCAGCUAAAACCGGCAACGGGGAGAUUGUGAAAUAUAUCCUUGACCACGGACCUUCUGAGUUAUUGGAUAUGGCAGACAGUGAAACGGGUGAGACCGCACUGCACAAGGCAGCUUGCCAGCGGAACCGGGCUGUGUGCCAGCUUCUGGUGGACGCGGGAGCAUCUCUGAGAAAAACGGACUCCAAGGGUAAGACACCUCAAGAGAGAGCACAGCAGGCCGGGGACCCGGAUUUGGCAGCCUACCUAGAAAGCCGCCAGAACUAUAAGAUCAUUGGCCAUGAGGACCUGGAAACUGCUGUUUGACCCUGGUAGACAGGCUGAGAGAAUCUGAAUGAGCAUAUCACCUGUGCCCUCCUGGUGAUUGGGCAGCUCCCCUGGAAGAAGCUGAUGGAAUCCAUAAAUCUGUCUCUCUCCUGCAAGAAUCUAUCCGAGACCAUGCCACCAGUUUUAAGGGCUACCAAGAUGUACAACAGAACAUGAUAGCCCACUGAGGACGAGGCAGGAUACCUGGAGAUUUGUGGAAUACAGAUUCCACAAAAUUCGAUCCUUAUUGCUUCCAGCAAGUAGCAUGAACUUCUGUGUUCACCUGUAUAAUUUAUUUUAAAGAUUCAAGGAUGUUUGUAUAAAUGGCACUGCUCCCUCCGCCCCCUAUGCGUUCACCUUUCCCCUGUACCACACAAUUCCACUGUAAUGACCCAUCAAUUUAAAAAAUAUGAUACAAUCUGUUCUCUUUACAUUCAGCCUUUGGAGACCAGAAGACUCUGAAGGUCUUUUCAAACCCUCUGGCUGUCCCACAAAAAUAUAACUGUCAGACCGCUUCCAUUUCCAAGACUAAAUAUACCGAGACGACUUAGUGACCUUUUGCAUGUCUCCUCUCCCUCCUUAAUCCCUUUUCGUUAUACAGGAGCUGGGGAGUGCCACAAAGAUAAUGUCAGCUUGUGUGCAAUAUCUCUGAGGUGUGGCAAGGUGGCAUGGGAGUUGUCUGGGCUCAGAGGUACCUCAGAGAGGGGACCCAGGGGUCAGCCCAGGUGGCAGGGCUGUUGCCGAUAGCCACGGAGGACCGGUUCAGCUUGGGCUGUUGGUCCAGCUCCGUACUGCCUACAUGUAGCCAUCUUUGCCUUUUGCUGCAAUGGAGAUGAGCAAUGGCUUCAACAAAGGCCCACAGCUGGUUUGCAGAACCACUCAAUUUUAAGUGCUGCUGAAAUUGCAGAGCAGAAAACCAUGUGUGGGAACUGUGGUUACAGGAAAUGGCGCACUACGACAGCGUUUACUUUUAGGCUUUUUUGACAUAAUAGAAAGCAGGCUAAUCGACUGGAAAUAAAACAGCAAAAGCAAAAGUAGCAACAUAUGUCAAAGUAACUCACUUAAGCAAGAAAACAGUCGCUGGAAUGUUGCACAGAGGCUAAAAGAUUCAGGUACAGUGGUGAGAGGGGGCCCAUUUUAGGUUUUCCUUCUAAGGUUUUGGUUUUCAUUACCCCAAGUAAGCCUUGUCCCAGGGACAAAGCCUCGUUUUAUGAGUUCCACUGCCAGAUUUCCGAGAUGCCUGGAUCUUUCUGAUGGCUGCCUCACCUACUACUUGUCAGGUUCCAAGGUCAUACCUGAUAGCACUACAGCCCCAUUUUUCAUGUACAGGUUGGUCAAAUAUAUUCUUUUUUCUGUUUCCCCUACCAGAAUGUUCUUAGUGCAGACUACUGUGGGAGUCUAGCCAGGAACAUCUUGCUGGCAGUAGAAUUACAGCUUCUAAUCCUGCCACGGAUCAUUGGUACUUACAGGCACCUCUAUUAAGGACUCUAUGAUAACUAAAGUAUCAGGAGAAAAAGUCUUCUUUCACUGAAAAGAUCUACUUGACUUGGGUAGAAGGCAAAAGUGAAAGUGGGUGACCUUUUUGCUUUAAACUAAACUGAUGUCUUCUGAGCUUUCUUCCAUUUAGUUCUUAGACAUAAAGUGUUUCCCUAGUGUUUCUGCAUGUAAACAUAAAUGACUGUCUCUCUACAUUUAAUUUAAAGCUCCAGUGGUGAUGCCUUGCUUAUCUGAACCACUUUUGGUCACGUAUCAUUUUGAAAGUACAAAGAUGAUAUAUAAGGUAUUAGUUUGGAAAAGCCUCUCAGUGGAUGGGGACUAAGUCUGUCCUUAGUUGUUUCAAAAUCAAAUUGUUGGCAUUAUUUCCAGCUGUGGGAGAAUGGGUUGGUUGUGAGUAAUCUAUUUCCAUACAUCAGUCUUAGAAAUGGAACUAUGUUUUGGGUUUUCUGGUGAGGGCAAAAGGGACUGGAGUAGAUUAUUUCCAGAAGCUAGGAGAAAAAAAAAGCUCCAGGAGAAUUUGAUCACUGGGCUUCUGCUGGGAGUUUUCCAGUUGGUGGGACUGUCAAGGAGAUGUUGUGAUGACAGAAAUAUAAUCCUUAUGGCAGACUGGAAUCUGGCUUUGAAUGGUGCCUUCCAUUCCCUAGACUGAGCGAAGCAUUUGGCUAUGCAGCCAGUUAGCAGCUGCCAUUGCUGGGAUGAAGGACUCUGCUUUCAGCAACUACCAUCUCAUGUUUCUCUGUGAUGCCUCAAAGCGGCCCAGAGAAAAUUGAGGGUACAGGUGGCUAUGGGCCAAUUCAAAUAGCUCCAACUGAAGUCACACGUAAAUCCUUGAUAUGGAAAUAGAUGAGGUAGUGACUACUGUAGGGGUCCUGGUGCAUUUGGAAAUUGUUCCAAAGCAGAAAAAGAAAGACAAUGUCCUACGUUAUUGAUGGGGAAUGACAUAGGACCAAGGCAAAUAUCUCUGAAAAAGCAAACACCCAGAGAACUUAGGUUUUACAAAAAAAAAAAAAAAAAAGCAUGAAAAAUGAUCAGAACAGUGACCUAUUUAAUGGCUUCAACAUUAAAUCUACCUCCUGUAGCUUUUUAAAAAAAUUGGCCACUGCAUGUGACAGUCCUGGGCUUUAGAAAGAGCAAAGAACAUGUGCUCAGGAGUUUCCAACGCAGCUUAAGGUAGGUAGUGGCCCCUCUAAUGGGCCAUCUGGAAGUACAGAAGCAAUAGUCUGGCCCUGGUCUGAAAAUCCACAUUACUUCAAAAGACAUAAAACUAUAUACCUAUAGAAAUACAAUUGUCUACAAAACCAACUGAGAUGGUACUGCCAAGAGUAGCUAGCUUAGCUGCCAUUCCUCUGUGUUUGGCUCAGAAGAGCCUUUCCUGUCGUGGCACUGUCUGCUCUGGGAUUCCAUUUUUAGAUUAGACUUAUAGAGGCAUGAGAAAUGGAGAGUUAUUAAAAGCCAACAUUAUAUAACCUUAAAGGUAGUCAUUUGUGAAGCCUUAUAUGCCAGUAUUACACAUUUAAUGAAAAAGAACCCAGUUGAGCUCUGCUUUAUCACAUUCAAGGACUUGAUAAAGAACAGAAGCCAAGAAUGAAAUAAACACCACAGCCAGGAAUUUCACUUGGAGAGUUUUGGUUACCUCUAUAGAGGUUAUGACCUAAAAUGAAUGCAAUUUCUGAAACAGAGAAUUUAGCUGGCAAGUACACAACCAUUAAACUAGUGACAGCUGCUGGAAAGCCUCACGUUACCCGUUGUUCCCCAUCCUUCCGUCCUAGCUGGCCUUAGUGCGUAGGCAGAUCCGUUUGCAUUGAGAGAUACUCAACAAGUAGGUAGUUUUCAUUUAGACCUAGUAACAGUUUCUUUGCCUAAAGGAUUUCUGGAAUUUAUUGACUAGACUCCUCACAAUAUCCAUGUCUUAGAAAAUGUGGGCGCAGCAGUUUUAUUUUUUUACAUGUCAAUUUUAUUUUAACUGCUUAGAUUUUUAAAUUAUAAAAGUAGAACGUGCUUUUUGUAAGAAGUUCU